CAAUUACUCAAUUUCUAAAUCAUAAAACCGUGCCAUGCUAAGUUAAUUAUGCAGCUUUCUUGGUGCCUAUAGUUCCAAGACAGUAAAAGAAAAUGUUUAUUAGAAAGUUUUAUUGGAUUAUAUCAUUGGCAGAUAGCAAAGCGACGUGCAUCUUCAUUGUAUUUGUCACAAUCAUUGUUAAAUUGCCGAGAUUUCCUAGGAGUUCAAUUGAGAAUUAGAACUUUGUGUUACCAUAACAGAACAAGACUUCACUACUAUAAAUUCAUUGCUCCCUCUAAGUAAUAUUUCAUCCACAACAUUCAAAUACAAAUAUAUUAGAAUCAAUAAAAAGAUAUAUAUCAGGUCGUGAAAAAUGGCAUUGACAUUCAAUUGGAAGCUUGGGUUUGCAGUUCUACUAGUGUUGUCAAUGUGUGCUUCUCAAGCCACAUCUCGAGACUUGUACGAAGCCUCGAUGGUCCAGAAACACGAGCAAUGGAUGGAUAGCGUUGGACGGGUGUACAAAGAUGAUGCAGAGAAGGCAAAAAGAUUCAAAAUAUUCAAGGACAAUGUUGAGUACAUUGAAUUUGUCAACAAGGCUGGGACUCGACCUUACAAAUUAGGCAUUAACGAAUUUGCUGAUUUAACAAAUAAAGAAUUUACAGCCAGUCGCAAUGGAUACAAAAUGUCUUCUCAUCAAUCGUUGUCAAUCACAUCAUUUAAGUACGAAAAUGUGACUGCUCCAGCUACCAUGGAUUGGAGUACAAAAGGUGCGGUUACUGGAAUUAAAGACCAAGGGGAUUGUGCAUGUUGCUGGGCAUUUUCCGCGGUUGCUGCUACAGAAGGAAUCAAUAAAAUUAAGACCGGUAAUUUGAUCUCUUUAUCAGAACAAGAACUGGUGGAUUGUGACACAGGUUCGGAUAUGGGAUGUGACGGAGGUUAUAUUUAUGAUGCUUUUGAGUUCAUUAUCAAGAACCAGGGGCUUACUACUGAAUCCAAUUACCCAUACGAGGGAAUCGAUGGUACUUGCAAAAUAAGCAAAGAGUCCGAUCAUGCAGCCAAGAUCACAGGUUAUGAAGACGUUCCAUAUAACAGUGAAUCAGCUUUGCUAAAAGCAGUUGCAAAUCAACCAGUAUCCGUGGCAAUUGAUGCUAGUGGAUCAGAUUUUCACUUCUAUUCGAGCGGUGUUUUUACUGGAGAAUGUGGAACUACGUUGGAUCAUGCUGUUACGGCAGUUGGUUAUGGGGAGAGUAAUGAUGGUACUAAAUAUUGGUUAGUGAAGAAUUCCUGGGGAACGAGUUGGGGCGAGAAUGGUUACAUAAGAAUGCAAAGAGACGUCGAUGCUGAGGAAGGACUUUGUGGAAUUGCUAUGCAAGCUUCUUAUCCAAAUGCUUAAUUAAAUGGCCUAAAAGUCUACUAACAAUAGAGUCUGAUGUAUGUUACAAAGACUAUUAUUUGCUGUUGAUUAUUCUGUAAAGUUCAUUGAUGUUCACCUAAUAAUAACAUAGUCAUAUGUAUGCUACAAACUCUGCAGUUUGUACAUUUUAAGUGUUGAAUAAAAGCUAAUU
Lycium ferocissimum is the source of this 1544-nucleotide messenger RNA. Its product is annotated as senescence-specific cysteine protease SAG39-like. Gene Ontology annotation, molecular function: cysteine-type endopeptidase activity. The record is from RefSeq and is a predicted model, not a curated record. The coding region runs from base 353 to 1372 and encodes 339 amino acids. Gene Ontology annotation, cellular component: lysosome. The transcript has 2 exons. Lineage: Eukaryota; Viridiplantae; Streptophyta; Magnoliopsida; Solanales; Solanaceae.